This is a messenger RNA of Olea europaea var. sylvestris, 343 nucleotides long. RefSeq names its product glycine-rich protein 5-like. NCBI's taxonomy places the organism in Eukaryota, Viridiplantae, Streptophyta, Magnoliopsida, Lamiales, Oleaceae. The annotation marks the transcript as partial. The transcript has a single exon. The record is from RefSeq and is a predicted model, not a curated record.
AUGACUUCCAAGUUUGUUUUCUUGGUUAUUCUUGGUGUUCUUAUUUGCACCACCACUGCGAGAAAGCUAGUUGACUCAGAUGGCUCUUUCAAUGAUGAAAAAUUCUUCUUUGAUCAAUGGAAUUUAGGAGGUGGCGGCGGUGGUGGAGGCGGCGGUGGUGGAGGUGGAGGUGGAGGAAUAGGGGGUGGUUCUGGUUUCGGAGAAGGAUUUGGUGGUGGAUUUGGAGGUGGUGCUCAAGGAGGAGGAGGAGGUUUUGGUGGCGGGGGAGGUGGUGGAGGCGGAUUGGGUGGAGGAUCUGGUAGUGGAUUUGGAUUUGGUGGAGGAUAUGGUGGUGGAAUUGGAG